Messenger RNA from Aegilops tauschii subsp. strangulata, 970 nucleotides. Its product is annotated as small ribosomal subunit protein uS8my. The record is from RefSeq and is a predicted model, not a curated record. Gene Ontology annotation, molecular function: structural constituent of ribosome. NCBI's taxonomy places the organism in Eukaryota, Viridiplantae, Streptophyta, Magnoliopsida, Poales, Poaceae. Gene Ontology annotation, biological process: translation. Gene Ontology annotation, cellular component: ribosome.
UCAUUCCAGCGCUUGGUAGACUAACUGUAACCGAGCCCACUCGUCCUCUCCACUCCCGCAACCCCGCGCCGCUCGACCUCCUCUUUCCUCCCACUCAGGAUACAAGUGGAACAAGGCAAGGGCGUAGGUGCUACUCAGGCACGGCGGCAGAGCCAAGCACACCCUCCUCUCCCAAGGAAAUCAUCGAGCGAGCAAGGUCCACUUCUAGGUUCUAACGCUCGCUGCGUCCUCCCUGAUUCCCACCCUUCUCUUCUUCAUCGCGAGUGCCGGCGGCGGCUGGUAGAGAGGCGAGCCGAGAGGUGCAGCGGGCUACAAGUGGAGAGAUCAAGCGAGAGCCAUGGGCCGGAGGAUCCUCAACGAUGCGCUGCGCACGAUGGUGAACGCGGAGCGGCGGGGGAAGGCUAUGGCGCAACUCCAGCCCAUCUCUGGCGUCAUGAUCUCGUUCCUCAACAUCAUGAAGCACAGAGGUUACAUAAAAAAUUUCGAGGUAUUCGAUCCACAUAGGGUUGGAAAAAUCACCGUGGAACUUCAGGGAAGGAUUAAAGAUUGCAAAGCUCUCACUUAUAGGCAGGACCUCAAGGCUAUGGAAAUAGAAAAAUACAGAACUAGGAUGCUUCCAACACGGCAGUGGGGCUAUGUUGUGGUGACCACCCCAAAUGGCGUUUUAGAUCACGAGGAAGCAAUUAGGCAGAAUGUGGGCGGCCAGGUCCUCGGUUACUUCCAUUGAGAAGGAAACACAGUUAUCCCAUGCUGAAUCAGCCCUGGGCUGCAUUCUUUAUUUUUCUGUUAUGACUGAAGUCAUUUUAUUUGGACAUUUAGAGCUUGCUGCUUUUGUUCAUGGCCAAUAGAAAUGGGAUUACAUGUCAAAAGUAUGUGGCGACACUGACAUAAAUAUUGUAAUCCUUCUUUGGGACAUGUAGUUUGAGAUACACGAGUAACACUCUAGUUCGAGCAUCUAUGAUCUUGCUGA